This is a messenger RNA of Didymodactylos carnosus, 1929 nucleotides long. Lineage: Eukaryota; Metazoa; Rotifera; Eurotatoria; Philodinida; Philodinidae. The record is from the annotation of a GenBank genome assembly.
AUGCGUUUGUUAACGGGUUGUUUGGUGUUCUUCUUGUUGUGCAUUCCGUUUAUUUCUUGUUAUGACGACGACGACGACAAUGACAAUGGUGCUGAAGAAAUUAUCCCAGAAGCAUCAACUGCUACGUCCGCUCCGUUGAUCGAAAAAGGGAAUGUGCCAGUGAUCAAAUCAGCAUCUAAUAGUAUUUAUUUUGAAGAUCAGUUUCAAGAGAAAUCGAAGUGGUCUCGUUGGGUUAAAUCACAAGCAAAAAAAGAUGGUGUCGAUGACACUUUAGCAAAAUAUGAUGGGGAAUGGGGAUUUGAAAUACCCGUAACAGCUGUCUAUACAGAUGAUUAUAGUUUAAUAUUAAAAUCAAAAGCAAAACAUCAUGCAAUAGCAGCUCCAUUAUUCAAACCAUUUGAUUUUCAAACAAGUCCACUUGUUGUCCAAUAUGAAGUCAAAUAUCAAACAAAUCAAGAAUGUGGAGGUGCCUAUGUAAAAUUAUUGUCAGAUAGUGGAAAAAUUGAUCUGAAACAAGUUACUGAUAAAACACCUUAUACAAUCAUGUUCGGACCGGAUAUGUGUGGAGUUGAAAUGAAAUAUCAUUUUAUUAUUCGUUAUCGCAAUCCGAAAACUGGUGUCUAUUCAGAACAUCAAGCGAAAAAACCAAGCGAAUCUCUUGAUACAUAUUUUACAGAUAAAAAAUCACAUCUCUAUACAUUAGUUUUAUCGGCUGAUAAUAGUUUCAAAAUGUAUAUUGAUAAUAAAUUGAUAAAUUCUGGAAAUCUUUUGGAAGACAUGGAACCAGCAAUUACUCCGGCGAAGGAAAUUAUUGAUGAAAACGAUUCUAAACCAUCUGAUUGGGAUGACCGAGAACGAAUUCCCGAUUCAACUGCGUUCAAACCCGAAGACUGGGAUGAAACCGAACCAAAACAAAUUGUAGAUGAAGGGGCAACAAUACCAAGCGGUUGGUUAGAAAAUGAAUCUACAACUAUUCCUGACCCAGACGCUGUUAAACCCGACGAUUGGGAUGAUGAUGUGGACGGCGAUUGGGAACCACCUCGAUUAGAUAAUCCACUUUGUAAAAACGCUGUUGGUUGUGGACCGUGGACUGCACCAUUGAUACCAAAUCCAAAAUAUAAAGGAACAUGGCGAGCACCUUUAAUAGACAAUCCAAACUAUAAAGGAAAAUGGGAAGCACGCAAAAUUCCAAAUCCCGAUUAUUUCGAAGAUGCUCAUCCAUACAAAUUGACACCGUUUAGUGCUGUUGCUCUUGAAUUAUGGUCAAUCAUUGAUGGCGUUGUUUUUGAUAAUUUUCUAAUUACAUCUGAUCAAUCAUUAGCAAAACAAUACGGUGAUACGUUGUGGUAUCCAAAGAGUUCAUUAGAAGGCAAAACAUCAUCGUCAAGCGAAAGUGUUGUCGAAGCAUUGAUGAAUGCUACAAAAGACCGUCCAUGGUUAUGGGCAUUGUAUCUCGUUGUUAUCGUUUUGCCCAUUAUCAUCUUAAUUGCAUUUUUUUGGUCAAGAAAAUCGAAAAAAUCACCCAUAAGUGAUAUGAAUGCACGAAAGAAGAAAACAGAUGAUGCAACACUAGAUGAUGUUGAACAAGAGUCAUCUGAACGAACAACAAGUGAGUUAAGAACAUCAAAAACGUCUCAACGUAAUGUUGAAGAUCAAGAGGAUGACAAUGACUCAGACGAUAAAGAAACGCAAGGUCAAACAAGUGCAACAAGAGCGAAAAAAAAUGUUGAACAAAGAUCAACAACACAACAACAACGAACAGGAAAAGGUUCAUUAGAAAAGGAUACCGCAGACGAUGAUGAAGAAGAAAAUGAUGGCAAUGAGCAGAAAAAGAGUGAUGCUGAAUAUAGUGGUGAAGAAACGAAACAAUCUUCGGCACCCUCCUCACCAUCAGCGACUAAAGCUCGACUACGUGUUCGAAAAGAUUAA